CACGGCACGUGGUAAGAUUCGUGAGAGAUUCCAGACAGCACUAUUUCCCGUAACUUCGGAGGGGCGUGGUGUACCUAUGGAGCCGCUUUAAUAGUUUACACCCUUACAAUCACUCCCAGACUUUGGCUUGUGGAUGACUGACUCAGGACGAGAGGAAGUACUGUAACUCGUUUUCGGAAGUUUUAAGGAGAUUUGAAAAAAAGCAAGGCGACAUUUCCUUCCUCGUUCCCCCUUGAAGACAGACGCGUUUGGACUCUACCGAUUUACCGCAAUAAGGUGGGCUUGCCCCGAGUUUGAAUUGACACACGCGAUACUGAAGAUAUCAGUGAACUGGUGAGAGCUGAAGACUUUUUAACCACAGCUGGGUUUAAUUUUCUUCAUAUUUUUAAACAGACACAAUGUACCGAAACUUUGGGAGUCAAGGGAGAGGCAACCCGGUGUACACAGGCACUGUCUCCGGAUCAAACUCUACAUCGCAGGGAAGCAGCAGCUCCUCCACAACGCAACAGGAGCAGGUAGGUGUUCUCACUUUAAACUGGGUCAAUUAGGUUACAGGUUAUCCUCAACAGGCAGGUUCAGAUUUUAAGUUAUGAAUGUCAAAUGAAAAAAUUAAAAAAUUCUGAAUGACAAACAGCUGGUAGAGCUUUAAAAAUAUGUUUUAAAAUGCAUUUUAUUCCUUAUUCUGAUUACUAUAUGGUACUUGGUUAAAAUAAAAAAGUCAACAUAUAUUAACAUAGCUGCAAUAACUAUGAGUUAAAGUUAAUCAGUACUUUCUAAGAACUUUGUGUCAUUGACUGCUAGUUGCUGUACACUUCUUAUGGCAUUUUAUUCCUGAUCAUAUCUAUUGAUGUUAGACUAUUACUGAUGCCUUUUUCCAUAACUGCUCUAUAACCUAAGGGUGGAAAUCCCACAGUAUGUCAUGAUACAAAAUAAUAUGUUGCCCACAACCAAAAUAAUAUCAUGAUACAGCAACAGCUGAUGAUAUAAUGACUGUUAAAAACAAAUCAGGAUAACGAGAGGGGGGUGUAUUGAUGUUUAUUCCAUCCCUACUCUGAUUUUCUGAAAUACUUAAUAUGUUUUUUCCCCCCAGAAGUUUACAAUGGCUGGAAGUAGCCAGUUCGUACCAAGCCUCAAUGCCAUCACAACUAACCAGGACCUUCAGUGGCUGGUCCAGCCCUCCCUAAUGCAUCCACCAGGCCCUUCAAGAUCACCAGCACCACCCUACCCAACCCUGUCAGGGGUUCGACCAUUGGGUCAUCUACCUUCACAUUCACAUCUCCUCAGACCAGGGGUCAUCAGAGCAGCCGCAAAUACUACGGCUUCCACAAGGCGAAGGAACGAUGACCAUGUAAGACAGCAAUCUAUUAACAACCUAACCUUCAUUUUGAUACAACAUUUAGAAACAUCUCCUUAAGAUACAUUGAUGAUACUUUUUUAGUUGUAUGUCAAAAUUUUGGAAAAUGUGAGCUGGUAGAAACUAAAAGAAGCUUAAUCGGGAUCCAUAGUUUCCGUAGAAUAGUUGCUGAUCGUAAGGUGUGGACACUAGGUCAGUCAUUUUUGUGUAACUAGUGUGUAAUACUCUGUAACAUCCUCUGAAUCAACUGUGCAAUUUCCUCCUGACUGACACAACCUCAGCAACCAUUAAGAAAUAGGAUGAAUAAGAUUACUCAAAAGUGUUAUCAAACAUAUUACUUAAGUGUGUUUUCCAUUCAUAGGUAAUGAAAAAAAAAAAGAAAAUUGACCCUCCAUGAACAAGCACGUACUGUUUAUGUUCUUGGUUGGAGUUUACUUUGACUCAGUGUUGACUCAGUGAAAUGAUCACCUGUGACACAGUGUUUGCAAAAUCUGCUUUUUGUUAGCAGAGCAUUGUUACAUGUCAAACAAGAUAGCAGAGAUGUUAGAACGAGCCAAUUCAAGUCAACUCUGACCUUUAGAGCCCUCAUCACGUUCCUCAGUAUGAUUUCUCAGCAGGCACACGUUGGCACACAUCCCCGUCACAGUUUCAUUCUUGGAGUUGUAAUUUCAUGGUACAGGAAGUGGAGUGUCAUGUGACUCACAAGGGGCGAGUCAUUUGCAGUGACUCAUGUCUGAGUCACUACUUGGGGUCUGACUGUGACUCAUCAACUCAAAAGGGCGGGAAAUAUUGGAUCAACUGUAAUUAUUUAGGCAGGCAGUGGAUGAAGUCAGAGUUAGGGUGUUACAAAAGCUCAGACAUUUCAAAAGUAUUCAGCCGCCAUGACUGUAAUGACCUAGGGUACACACAUGGUGGUGGUAUUCCUCCUGUGUUGAGUUGCAUGUGCUGGACUCACAGCAUGACUCCCUGAACAUUUGAUACUAUUAGAAAUUAAAUUUGCCCUGAGAAAGACAGUUUCACUGUCAAGAUGAGGCUUUAGAGAAGUCAAAGUUUUGUAUUUGUCACUUUUGUAUCAAGGGUUAAACUUUUUUUUAAAAUAUUUUAAACAAUUUUAUUUCUCUGUUUCAUCAAAGUUGUCCCACGAAGAGAUGGAGAGACGUAGAGUGAGGAGAGAGAGGAAUAAACUGGCAGCAGCCAAAUGCCGCAAUCGCCGUCGGGAGCUGACUGACACACUGCAAACUGUGAGUGAGCAUUUCCAUAAUGUCAUUACAUUCAUGCUAAAUCACAAAGUGUUGGCCUCUGUCACGCAUUAGAUGGUUUUCAAAUGUGUUUUUCUCUUUUUUUCUUUCGGUGUAGGAAACUGACCAGCUGGAGGAUGAAAAGUCACGUUUACAGAAGGAAAUUGCUGAGCUACAAAAAGAGAAAGACAAGCUGGAGUUGGUGCUGGAGGCUCAUCGUCCCAUUUGCAAAAUAGAGGACUCUGAUUCUGAUUCUGACCCACCCUCUUCCAUCUCAACUUUUGGAGGCAUUAAGAUAGAACCCAAGGACUCCAGUAAACCUGGACCCUGGACCAAAAUGUCAGCAAAGAUGGAGAAGGCCAAGCCGAAGAUAACCAUCCCCAACAAGCCUGUAGCAUCAACCUCAUCUGCUGCUGUCACUGAAUCGGAAUCGCUCCACACCCCCGUCCUAACAUCCACUCCCUCUCUCACGCCCUUCACAGCCAGCAUGGUCUUCACUUAUCCCUCGGCUCCUCUGGACUCUGGCACCUCCUCCUCCUCUUCCUCCCAUGCUUCAUCACACCAGGGUACUGCCUCUCAGUCUCAAGCUCCUCAGCCCUGUGGGAUCGCUCAUCGCCGCAGCAGCAGCAGUGGGGAUCAAUCAGAUCACUCCCUGCACUCUCCAACCAUCCUCACCCUGUGAUUUACUGCUACAUUCACUCUGACAACAAUGGUAUAUGGAAAUAGUCAAAGUGUGUCCAAGAAGACACAUCCGAGGGAAAAGCUGUGGAGAUGAAAAUGAUUGUGAUAUCCAUUUCAAAAUUAACUGUGUGCAUCUGCUUCAUUUCAUCUUUUAGAAAAGUUGACUGUGUACGUAAACAUGAUACAAACUAGUGGCAUUAUUGAGACAUGAAUGUUACGCUCUUUGAGGUUUUAUGAAAACUCUUUAUGAUACUAAUUUUCAAAGCUAUUGAGAAAGUAUAUUGUUUGAGGUUUAUUAUGAAAGCACUGCAUGCUGAAAACUAUAAGACCUUACAGUGAGACAACUUUAUUAAUGUAUUGACAACUCAUCAUAAUGCUGAGUGAAAUAACUUUUUUGAUUACUAUGUCUUUUUAUGUAACACUUUUUAAAUGUUGGCACUAAGGGAAACUUUGAAACAAAUGGUCCUUAUUUUUGUAUUAAUCUUUUCAAAAUCCUAAAAUUGUCUAUGAAAACUAUUGACCACUAAGGCUGGACCAUAGGAGUUAAUACAGAUGAUAGAGUCAUGUAUUUAUUUUUGAGAAUUUAAUAUAUUUUUGGUAAUGUUUCAGUCAAGUGAACCAUGGGCAGUGCCUUAUUAUUACUUUCUGACAAAGCUGUACUACUCCACAGAAAAUAAAGGAAAAAUAUUCAUGGCUGUGUGACAGGUGUGGUUGUGUUGAACUACUGUUUAGAUUAAAACAAAACCAACAGAGGACGUGUUAGACUGACGUGCAUCUUCAAAACAUCAGAUUUAAUUGACAAAAUAUCAGUGAAAGUGUCCAAAUAACACAAAGACACUGGGAUAAAAUAACUGGCCAAAUGUAUGCAUUAAGACGUAUUCACUUCUCUGAUUUAUCGAUGAUUGAAGAUAUCCAGCAACUUUUUUUGUGUUUCAUUCUGCAAACUGUGUCAUAAUAUAUCAUAAUUUUCUAGUCUUUCACCCUUUAAAUAUUCAAACAUCACUCUAGGAAACACCCAGAAUAAUCGAUGAUGAAAAGGCCCAGGCUUUAACAAACACUCUUAAAGGAUUUGACGUUUGCUGUAUGUACAAAAAACUCACAACAGCCUUAUGCUCUCCAGCUGUGAACACUGAUCUCUGUUCUUCUAAAAUUUAAAGUAAAUCUUUUGCUAACACACAUGGCUCACAGAGCAUUAGACCGCUUCCCCAGAACCGGGGGAUAGAGAGAGAUAAAGAUGGAAUGAGAAUCAAAACAAGAGCUACAGAGCAUAAAAGAGAAAAAAUUCUGAGCAGAUGCUCCCGUCAAAGUAAGUCUGUGCCUCACUCUGUGGCUAAAAGCAUUACCGCCCUUUUUAACUCUCCAGACUGAGCAAAUAGGUUCCAAAAAUAAAACUGAUGAACAUCCAUAAAGUCAGUCUGUGUGACACGAGGGGAACAUCAAUCAAACAAAGUCAGUUUAGACGUGAAGGUCAAAAUGAUGAAUGCAGAAAUCAAUCUGCCAUUGUGUGCCAUGUGAAUGUAAACACUUGUUUUCUGCAAAGUCAAACACUCAAAAAAAGGUCUGUACACCACAGAGUGUCAUCAUACCUACUGUAUUUAAAGCUCUUCAAUGUACUACGAGCAUAGCCCACCAAUAAACAGCUAAGGACAAAGUAAAUCUUUACUAAUGCAUGUGCAUCUAUGUGUUUGAAACUGAAAUCUGUUAGUAAUGCUAGUUAAUACAGAUAAAUCAAGAUAAAGAAGGAUCAGAGUCAAGAUAAUCCCUAAUGUUACAGGGUAAAUACAAAGCAUGAGGUACAGCGGACAAAGCUGAUGGUUGCAGCUUUAAACAAACUGUGAUAUGCUGAUUCAACGACAAUGCCAUAAAAAAUCUAAUACAUGAAAAUUCAAACAGCUCUGCUCUAAUAGAAAUCAUUCAAACUUGUUGACCUUCCAGUUUGUUAAAAAGAGUUUCCAGUUUGAUUUUUAGAAAAGUGACAGAGCUUGCAGUUCAGCUCUGAGUGAGGUCCGAGGACAUCUUUCAUUCACAUCUGAUCCAAAACCGUCUCGAGUGUGCUGGCUCUGCCCCGGCUGUAGCACAUGUGCACUAUGCACCAGCAGCCCCACCCACAGUGAACCUGAAGGGGCCUCACAUCAGACUGCUAAAACAGGCCUGUACAAAGAGUGACAAUCUUCAUGCACAUAUGGCAACUCCAAUCCUGUCCUGAGGAAGAGAGUGCAUAAAAUAUUACACCUUAUCGGGCAUCUAGUAAAAAUAUCAAAUAGUUUCUUUUUUUAAUCUUUUUUUGAAUCUAUUUCAGUGCUGUUGUUUUUCAGUGGACUAAAUAUGGCUCAAACUGGAUUGAACUGAAUCUUUAGAUCUGUGAUUUUAAAGAUCCGUUAUAAUGUCGUCCAGUGCAAUAGAAAAUAGGCGUCUACCAGUGUAGGCUAGUCCAGUGCAUGAGAUAAAUUUAUAUACGUGACCCACUUUUUGGUCCCAUUUUUCUUCAACAACAGACCAAUGAAAAAGGAGAAUCUCCAAAAAAACACAAGAGUCGUUAGAAAAAACACUGUAAAAUUUUGUUACAUUAUAAUCCUGCAAACAUCUAUGAAUAUCUUUGUCAAGUCCUGAACAUGUCCAAGGUGGUAGAAUAUUUGUCAAGUAAAAACCUGGUGGCACACAGAUCAUUGCAGCAUUCAGGAGGCCCUUACUCUUUUGCUCUAUUGUAGCUGUAGUCUGACAAAGCUUGUCUCCAUUACAUCACAUUGACUCCAAAGGUUUCCAAUUCAAGUCGGACAAGCCUUGACUGCUGACCUGAACCUGCCAUCAGUCAUCAGGCGAGCAAACUAAGUGAAGCUGAUCAGGGCUUCCCACGCUGCCCGUGCUGGAGCUCCCAUCCCCAAGGUCCCGGGCCACCAUGCAUGGCAGGUUGAGCUCGGUGGAACCCCCCGGACUGGAGUCACUCCUGCUCACACACUCCUCCUCCAGGACCAGGCACAGCUCCUUCAGAUCCAGAUUCUCCUUCACAAGCCCGUCCUGCAUGCGCUCCAGGUCUGCGAGCUUCUUCAAGUAUCCACCCAGGUCCUCUCGCAUCACUUUGGCCGCGUGGUGCCCGAACAGCUGCCAUUCACGGGCCAGCUUCUUCACUUUGAGCCGGUCAUCGUCCAGGAAGCAGCAAAGGUCCCGCAGCUCCACGUUCUCCUCCUGCAGGCGCUGGUUGAUGACUUUCAGUUCCCUGAUUUCGAGGAGGUGUCCCUGCAGCUGUUUAUUUACCUCCUUUAUCAGGCGUCCUCGCUGAAUCAGAGCUGAGAUUUUAUCGGACUCCUCUUUACGCAACCGGCUCACCAGCUCCUCUUUGGAGCAGGCGAGCAAAUCUUCAUCUGAGAUCUUUGACAGUUCUCGAUUUAUGACCUCACCCUCGCUGCCCAUUUUCCUGUUUUUCUUUCAGUCCUUCACCUUCGGGGUACCUGAGAAUAUAUCAAAAGCGUUGAGAUGCAGAUUGGUGUUUCAGUGCAGAGGCUUCAUCAUAUCCUCGUCUUCUUUUGCAUCCAGUGUGUAUUUGAUGUCAUGUGUGCAAUCACGACAGCACCGGAGGCCAAAUCAUGGCAGAAACAUGGCAUGUGAUAUCUUAAUUUAGCUGAAUGUCCCCAGGAUGGUGUGACUUGUGUCCCUUUUGUGCCGGACCCACUGAUUGUUCUCGUGACGUGGAGACGUCUUACUAAGGUCGAGUAUGGAGAUGCACCACAAACCCCCGUUAAUGUCAAUCUGUCAUCCCCUCAGCAGCAGGCUGUGUUGUCCAAAGGCCUCGCACAACACAACUGUCCUUAUUUUACCUCCUCUCGUUGUAUUUUGAAGGUAACAGCCGCCUUGUGGGCUUUUCUUUGCCGUUUGUACAAAGGCCCCGUCGACCCACGGAGGUUUGAUCCAGCAGCCUUGGAUGCACACCCUGCAGAUGUUGUGUUUUUUACGUCGCUGGCAUCGCCUCAUCAGGCUGUGCUUCGCUCUCUCCUCGGCUGAAUGAACUCCGUUACGCUCAGGCUACAGGAUAACGAGUCCGCAGACAAAGCAGCAGCAGCAGCAGCUUCUGUAGUUUUUCCUCACAAACGAAACAUCCUCCAGGUUGAAAUGUAAAACAAAGAAAGAAUCGAUCUCGCCCUUUUAUCCGGUUAAAAUGAGAGCAUCAUCUCGGCUCAUCCCCUUGGUCUGGACUGCUACCACAACAAUGUCUGCCUCCCACACUUUCACGGCUCAGUCCGCUGAACAGCCAG
Messenger RNA from Xyrichtys novacula (pearly razorfish), 7520 nucleotides. The record is from the annotation of a GenBank genome assembly. Lineage: Eukaryota; Metazoa; Chordata; Actinopteri; Labriformes; Labridae.